Molecule: messenger RNA, 3253 nt
Organism: Echinops telfairi (small Madagascar hedgehog)
Lineage: Eukaryota; Metazoa; Chordata; Mammalia; Afrosoricida; Tenrecidae
Gene: KCNC3
Product: potassium voltage-gated channel subfamily C member 3
Exons: 4
Coding region: 1-1569 (522 amino acids)
Biological process (GO): potassium ion transmembrane transport
Cellular component (GO): voltage-gated potassium channel complex; dendrite membrane; axon
Molecular function (GO): delayed rectifier potassium channel activity
Source: RefSeq, a predicted model, not a curated record
AUGGUCCAAGCCCAGCUGAGUGCUGAGUCCUUAGUCACUUGGAGAUUCUGGGAGCCCCGUGGAGCAGACGCCCAGGUGGGUCACCUCUCGCCCCCUCUCUCUCUCUCCCCCCCACGCCCUGCCGUGCAGUAUGUGGCUUUCGCCUCCCUCUUCUUCAUCCUCAUCUCCAUCACCACCUUCUGUCUGGAGACCCACGAGGGCUUCAUCCACAUCAGCAACAAGACGGUGACGCAGGCCUCGCCGAUCCCCGGCGCGCCCCCGGAGAACGUGACCAACGUGGAGGUGGAGACUGAGCCCUUCCUGACCUACGUGGAGGGCGUGUGCGUCAUCUGGUUCACCUUCGAGUUCCUCAUGCGCAUCACCUUCUGCCCGGACAAGGCGGAGUUCCUUAAGAGCAGCCUGAACAUCAUCGACUGCGUGGCCAUCCUGCCCUUCUACCUGGAGGUGGGCCUCUCGGGGCUGAGCUCCAAGGCGGCCAAGGAUGUGCUGGGCUUCCUGCGCGUGGUGCGCUUCGUGCGCAUCCUGCGCAUCUUCAAGCUGACGCGCCACUUCGUGGGGCUGCGCGUGCUGGGCCACACGCUGCGCGCCAGCACCAACGAGUUCCUGCUGCUCAUCAUCUUCCUGGCGCUGGGCGUGCUCAUCUUCGCCACCAUGAUCUACUACGCCGAGCGCAUCGGCGCCGACCCGGACGACAUCCUGGGCUCCAACCACACCUACUUCAAGAACAUCCCCAUUGGCUUCUGGUGGGCCGUGGUCACCAUGACGACCCUGGGCUACGGCGACAUGUACCCCAAGACCUGGUCGGGGAUGCUGGUCGGGGCGCUGUGCGCCCUGGCGGGGGUGCUGACCAUCGCCAUGCCGGUGCCGGUCAUCGUCAACAACUUCGGCAUGUACUACUCGCUGGCCAUGGCCAAGCAGAAGCUCCCCAAGAAGAAGAACAAACACAUCCCCCGGCCUCCACAACCCGGUUCACCCAACUACUGCAAGCCGGACCCGCCCCCGCCGCCCGCGCCCCAUCCCCACCACCACGGCAGCGGGGGCAUCAGCCCCCCACCGCCUAUCACCCCGCCCUCCAUGGGGGUGACUGUGGCUGGGGCCUACCCGCCGGGACCCCAUGCGCACCCGGGGCUGCUCAGGGGAGGGGCAGGGGGGCUGGGAAUCAUGGGGCUGCCUCCGCUGCCGGCCCCUGGGGAGCCCUGCCCAUUGGCUCAGGAAGAGGUGAUUGAAAUCAACAGGGCAGAUCCCCGCCCCAAUGGGGACCCCGCAGCAGCUGCCCUGGCCCACGAGGACUGCCCAGCCAUCGACCAGCCCGCCAUGUCCCCGGAAGACAAGAGCCCCAUCACCCCCGGGAGUCGGGGCCGCUAUGGCCGCGACCGGGCCUGUUUCCUCCUUACCGACUAUGCCCCGUCCCCUGAUGGAUCCAUCCGAAAAGGUUAUGAGAAAUCCCGCAGCCUGAGCAGCAUCGCGGGCCUGAGCGGGGUGUCCCUGCGCCUUGCGCCCCUUGCCACGCCCCCUGGCUCUCCAAGGGCUACCCGCCGUGCCCCCCCUACCCUGCCCUCCAUCCUCUAGAGCUCCCCUCCCCCCUGUGGGGGGACUCGGGGGUGACCAGGAAGAAGGUCAAAGGAGCUGGGGGCGGGGAGUGGGGGAAAAGGGUUUUUUUACAAAACAAAAAGUCAUUAAUAAUAUGCAACUGAGAUGGCACCGCCAGCAGACACCCCCGGGCCCCUCACCUCCCACCUGGGUCCCCAGGAUGGAGUGAGGGGGCCAGAGCCUGUUCCCACCCACCCCUCACCCCCUAAAACAAAGCCUUCUCAGGUCUCCAGGAGCCAUAGGACACACACACACAUCCCUCCCAUCAAUUCGUGUAAAUAUGUUCAGAUGAUGCCAAUUACAUCUUGGGGCACCUCUUCCUACCCACCCCACCCCAACUCUGCAUGCCUCCCUCAGCAGGGACCCUCCCACCACAGCAAUAAGCCGCCAGGGGCUGCAUGCCACACAAGGUGGGUGGGUCCUGGGAAGGGGCUGAGACUGCCCAUCUUUCCAGCCUGGUGGUCAGCCUAGCAGUGGUUGAUGAUUCUGUAGGGGCAGGAGGCUCAGGGUAGGUCCUGGGUCUUUGCGGGUGGGGGAGUCCCUCAGAUGAGCGUCACCUCCCUCAUCCCCACCCCUGGCCCAAGGAAUCUGUUCUUUCUUGCUGCAUGGACUCAAGACCUCUGCACCCGAGAACUCCUGGGGGGAAUUGGCCCUAGCACACAAGAUCCUCCACGCCUUUCCCCCACCCCACCCCCAGAUUCCUAGGACAUGAGACCUGCACUUAAGAAUUUUGAGUCUCGGCCAUGGCACCCUGCAGCCCCACCAUCUGCACACAAGGUACCCCUCCCCCAGUGCCCCUCCAACUUGCAGACUUGCCCCAGCCCUGCAGUCAUCUUCAGCUUUGGGGGACGCCUCCUCCCCCCCCCUCCACCCCCGCCGGACAUUUCCUGGACACUACUCCCAGACCCUCAGCCCCGCGUAACGCCCACCCUCCCACCUCAGGUUCCACUAACGCCAAACGCCCAAGAUGGGGCAGCCAAUCUGCAAAUUCCAGGGAGCCAGAUUCUCCAAAGGGCACCCCCUUUCUCGUGCCCCCAACCCCAAGAUCCACUUCCCUAGAACAGUGCCCAAGCAACCCUCCGACAGGACGGGCAUCCGUGUCCGUGUGUCUCGCAGGGGGUUGUGGCGCAUCCCUGCUUAGGUUUGAAGCACGCAUUUAUUUUUUAAAAGUGCGUUUUUGCACAGAAACCAGGAAAGGCCAGGCUGGGCGCAGCGGUUUUUAGGUUAGAAGAGUUGUCCGCGGAAGGGGGUCCUGCUCCCGUGGGCUUCCAGGUGGCUCCGGGGAACUUCAGGAUGCAGGGAGCUGAGAGGCUGGUGGCCGCCCCACCAGGCUGACCCCUUGCCCCCAGGCCUUCCCCCUCCCACCCAGGCUCAAUGACACACACCCUUCCCAAGCCCAGAGACCUGUGGGUCCCAGUCCCAGAAUCCUUAGCGAGCCCUCCUUUCGGAGGCAAGGUGGGGCCCAUCGAAUUCGCAGCCUCCUGCUCCCCCGGCCUCAGGAACCCCUAACCCCGGAGGGCUGGGGUUGUCGCUGAGCACGAUUCUUAAUGCAACCAUUCCUAUGCAAGGGGCAUUUUUGAGCCCCCUCCCCAUUUUUCUCCACCCCCCCCCCCGACCCUAAGCCCUGGUGAACAAGGGGUAUGGGGUGGGAGCGGGGCAAAGG